Messenger RNA from Vespa velutina, 7076 nucleotides. RefSeq names its product phosphatidylinositol 3,4,5-trisphosphate 3-phosphatase and dual-specificity protein phosphatase PTEN (gene Pten). Gene Ontology annotation, molecular function: protein tyrosine phosphatase activity; phosphatidylinositol-3,4,5-trisphosphate 3-phosphatase activity. Gene Ontology annotation, cellular component: cytosol; nucleus; cell projection. Gene Ontology annotation, biological process: regulation of phosphatidylinositol 3-kinase/protein kinase B signal transduction; protein dephosphorylation; cell motility. Lineage: Eukaryota; Metazoa; Arthropoda; Insecta; Hymenoptera; Vespidae. The record is from RefSeq and is a predicted model, not a curated record. The transcript is spliced from 8 exons. Bases 1860 to 3641 code for a protein of 593 amino acids.
CGUCACUACCAUCAUACCACCACCACCACCACCACUACCAGGCACUACCACAUUAACGUCGCGUCGUGCAUAUGUGUAUGUAUAUACUGUGCGCAGCCGUCGUGCGCGAACCACACGCAUGAAUCCGCGCAAGUGUUGUAUAUGUAUGUACACGCGUGAAAUGAAUGUGUGUGUGUGUGUGUGUGUGCCUUCUCUUGGACGCGAGUAAGCGUCGUGUGUCGUACGUAGAGUACGACGAGCAAGUGUUCCGAUUCUGACACGAUGACACGACCGUGCUGGGAAAACGUGGGACGACAGUGAAUACGUGCGGGCGCGAGUGCUUCUAUAGACGCGUUCGAUCGUGUUUUAUCUUCUAUACUUCGCCGUUGCUCCUACUCCUCGACGCAGGAGGACGAACUCAUCGAAGACCAUCAAUUUCGAAUUAGAGGUCUGCUGCAUUUCAUCGUCGCAGGACACGCCGUGAUCUCGCGUAGGAGAACGGACGGAGUGUAUGUGAGUGUGUGCGUGUGUGUGUGAUGUGUGUGAGUGAGAGAGAGAGAGAGAAAGAAAGAAAAAAGAGUGAGAGAGUGAAAAAGAGAGGGAGAGAAAGAAAGAGUGAGAGAGAGAGAGAGAGAAGUGGAUAUCGAUGAACAUGGUUCGAACGUUUCUGGCCGGUUUUUCAAUGAGCACGAAAGAUCGAGGAUCUUUCGAUACGAGAAUCGUGUCUCUCUCGCGAGAAAUUCGUUAAAUUCUAUGGUAGCAAUAUGUGAAAAGGCACCGCUUCAUUGAGAAGACGAAAUAUCCCGAACGAUGUGCCAGUGAAACUGGCAUGAAAAAUCGUAUUCGUACGUCGGAGAAGCUCUCCGGCAUUGCAAAUGGUGCUUAACCUAACCUUUCGUUCUUCUAUGCUCGUCGUCACGGUUUUUCUCGCUGCUGAGCGCGUUCUUUCGAGAUCUUGCAGGGAACUGAAAUUGGAGAAAGAGAGAGUGAGAGAGAGAGAGUGUGUGUGUGUGUGAGAGAGAGAGAGAGAGAGAGAGAGAGAGAGAGUGAGAGAGUGUCUAGGACACCGAGAUCGGACUCCUCUUUUGCAUUCGUAAUUGUACGUUAAUCUUUCUUCUUUAUCGAAGAACAUCGAUUUUUUUUUCAUCUCCUCGAUAUAUAAAGUCGAUCGUGCGAUUACAAUUCUAGCUUCCUCUUUUUUUUUCUCCCCCCUCUCUUUUCUCACUUCGUAAUUUUUCUUCCUUCAUAGUUACCAGAUAUUCUAUCGCGAAGAAACGAUUUUGAUCUCCAAUCAUUUUUUAAUAAGCUUUUCCAAUCGACCAUUUCAUAUCCAAUACAGAGAACAGCUUUCUUUAUUUUUAAAGUUACAUAUGCAUUGAUAUUUAAAUUAAAGAUGAUUCUUGAUAUAAUAUGAUAUCAUACUGACAGAAAGUUUCUUUUGUAUCUAUUUGAUUUAUCAUAUUAAAAAGUUAUUGAAAUUUAUUGAAUCUCUAAUGUUUGUCGUUCAACAGCAGUGAUUGUGGUGUUAUUCAUGUCAGUAUUCGAUGGGAAUGACAAAAAUGAGAAUGUAAGGGAGAUAUUUUGAAUGCUAGGUCUUCGUCCUUUGUUUGAGAAUUACAAAUUCGAUAGUCUUUAUGAAAUCUUUGAUUUUUGAAUAAGUGUAUGAAGAGUAGCAUUUGUUAAUGUUUUUGUGUUGUGCAAUGUGGUUCCAUAAAACAAAGCUCUAAUUUUGUGUAAGCUGACAUUUCAAUACUUGUGUCAAGCUGGUGCUGGCGGUGGUGGUUACAUAGUGACGUUACAACCUGAUUGUGACAGAGAAUUAUCAAAUGUUAUGGAAGAGAGAUAAAAAGUCUCCAUGAAAUGGAUAAUAAAAGGAACACAUGCUCUGGGAAUUGAUGGGUAUAUGCUUUUCCUGCAGGAGACCUACUAGCAGCAGGUUGAACAGUAAGAUCUCUGAGCACAUUUCGGCGUCGGUAACUCCCCUCCAUGUUUGUCUGGAGGAACAAAGAGGACCAGAACUGGGCUUAUGUGACGCCUCAGCUCACAAGCCACAGGUCAAAAAGGUUUUUGAAAAUUACAAAGCACAAGAAGAGGCUGCAGAGGAAAAAUUGGAGAUUGGAUUAGUUGUAAUUGAUAUUGGAGAGGUGGAGCAAAACCAGUCGAGUAUGGCCAAUACUAUUAGUAAUAUGAAAAUGACUAACCCCAUAAAGGGGCUUGUCAGUAAACGUCGUAAACGUUUCAAAGAAGAUGGCUUCGAUCUUGAUCUCACAUAUAUACGAGAUAAUUUAAUAGCUAUGGGAUUUCCUGCUGAAAAGUUGGAAGGAGUAUACAGAAAUCAUAUUGAUGAUGUUGUCAAACUGCUAGAAUCUAAACAUAAGGAUCAUUAUAAAAUUUAUAACUUAUGUUCCGAGAGAUCCUACGAUUUUAACAAGUUUAAGCAAAGAGUUGCUACGUAUGCAUUCGAUGAUCACAAUCCACCAAGGUUGGAACAAAUUAAGCCAUUUUGCGAAGAUGUACACACGUGGCUUUCUUUGCAUAAAGAAAAUGUAGCAGUAGUUCAUUGUAAAGCAGGUAAAGGACGAACUGGUGUUAUGGUAUGUUGCUACCUUCUUCACAGCAAACAGUUCCCCACUGCCACAGAAGCUCUUAACUAUUAUGGUACCAAAAGAACACACGAUAGGAAAGGAGUAACAAUACCUUCCCAAAGGAGGUACGUGGGUUAUUAUGCUACUCUCGUUCAAGAGGGUCUAAAUUACCAGCCAAUUACAUUAAUUCUACGGAAAAUUCAAUUGGAUCCAGUUCCCAUUUUUAACGGGGGCCAAGGCUAUCUGCAUUUUGUAAUAUCUGAAUCAAAUAAGAAGGUAUUUAGUUCAGAAGUUCAUGAGGUACGAAAAGGAAUGCAUUCUAUUUGUAUUCCAUUACAACAUAAUGUGGCUCUAACAGGUGAUAUUCGAGUGGACUUCUAUAACAGGCCAAAAAUGAAAAGAAAGGAAAAGCUGUUCCACUUUUGGUUUAAUACAUUUUUUGUACGUGAUCAUGUUUUAUCUGAAUACGAUAACGGGGAAUUACCGGUUGAACGAUCGACGAGGGCAUUGAGUUGCGAUGGUACAGCCAUGGAAUUACCGAUGGUCAUGUCACAUGUAAAACCCCGAACAGGAUCUCUAGCUAGCCUUGGACCCAUGCCACCUACUCUUGUUUUGAGUAUAGACAAGUGGGGCUUAGACGACGCACAUAAAGACAAACAUCACAAAAUCUACAGUGCAGAUUUUAAAGUUAGUUUAUUUAUGCACCGAGUUGGUGGAAGUAAUUCGCCGGCUGUGCCAGCGACAACGAAUAGGUUGGGAGAGGGUCUACAAAUAGGAAUGGGUGGUCAGGAAACGCCCAGCGAAUCCAGUGAAGCGGAUAGCAGUGAAUGCGAUACAACGGGAGAUGAAGAUGGUUGGGAAUCUGGUGAGUCUUCUGCAUCUCUGGUGGUGAAUCACCACAAUCUUACACACAGCAGUAGCCAUACACAUGUUAAUACCCACCAAAGAACUAGUCUCAGAGAAACAGCUAAAGGUUUACUCUCACGUGGAGAUAAAAGUAGGAAUAGCCCUAGGCAAAGCACUGCUAGUGUAAAACGUUCUUCAACAUUUAUUCGUUCAUCCACGUUAGAUACAUAGUCGAUUCGUUGAUCUUGGAAACUCUUAGAAACUGAGUUCUUUCAACUAGCAUUAUACUUUGCAGAUUUACGUAACUUCAGUUUUUAAGUUUCAAAAGAUUUGUAGUGUGUGUGUGUGUGUGUUUAUAUACAUUGUACAUACAUACAUAUACACACAUAUAUGUAUGUAUAUAUGUAUGUAUGUAUAAUGUAUGUAUGUAUAAUAGUAUACACACAUGCAACACAUACUCUAUUUUAUACACACACACAUACACGCACACUAUUGCUUGAUAAGAGAGUACAAUCUAAAGACAUUUAUUAUUUGACUUUUCCGCACUAUUUCAGCAUGAAAUGUGGUAAAGCAUCUACCAAAAAUGCAUAAGGAUCCUUUUUUAUUUUGAUCAUGGUUGGAAAUACUUGCAAUCCCGUUUUUUAUGACGUAUGCUUUUUUUUCUCAGUUAGAAUAAAUAUUGUCAAAAUAUAUCAAUCUUUCAUUGAAAAAUUUUUUAUUGAUCUUGCAAGUAGUAAUGAGAAAUCUCUUGGUUGAUUGUAAUGGGAGAAUACAAACAAAAUUUUACUUUAGAUAAUCUUCUUUAUUUUUUGUUACAAUAAUGAAAUUGUGUCAAUACGUAUUUAUGAAAGUGAACACAACAAUAUUUACAGACAUAAUCUCUCCGCCCCCUCCCCUCUUUUUUUUUUGGAUUUAUCUUAAUCUAUUUUUUCAUGCAAAGAGUAUGGUACAUAUUAAAAGUAUAUAAAUCUUACCACAGCACAAAGUUAGAAGUUUUUGUUGCACUAUUAUAUUAUUUGCAUGUCUUACAGCAACUCCUUGCCUUCUUUGGGUAUUGGGGAUUAUUAACAACUAUUGAUAAGUCAUUAAGAAUCUAUUUUUAAUUGAUCCUCUUAUUGAUUAUUCUAUCUGUUUCUACAGUAUUAAGUGUUUAAUUCAAUUUAUUUUGAACAACUUUAUAAAAUUACUUGUGGAAUUAUCAAAUAGGAUUAUUGUAAAUAGUAAAUUUUCAACGUGGUAGUUCUUGCUUCUAAACAAGUUUGUAACUUCCAUGUGACAUUCAUAUACGAUAUAGUACAUUUAAAUCAUCAAAUAUGUUUGUUGAAUUUCUAACUAUACAACCAUAUAGUAGAAUUACAAACAUUAUUGAUUUUAUUAGUUUAUAACAUAAGAUGUCUAUAUCUGCUCAGGCAUAAGAACACUUGUCAAAUUUAGAUUUCUAUUUCUAUUAAAAGUAGAGAGUGUAUCUUGAUAAUAUAUAUAUAUAUAUAUAUAUAUAUAUAUAUAUAUAUAUAUAUAUAUAUAUAUAUAUUAUAUAUAUAUAUACAUAUAUAUAUAUAUAUAUUUUAUAUAUAUAUAAAAUAAAAAAAAAACCGUUAUAGUGAUGAUUAGUACUUUGGAAAUACCAAAGUCAAUUUGUGUAUAGACUGCUAUAAAUAUUUAUAAUAAGAGUUUGUAAAAUAAUAUUGACAAUGAUAUAUGUAUCAAGAGAUUUCUUCUGUCUUAUUUUUCUUUCUUUUUCUUUUUUUCUAUUUUUAUCUUUUAAAAAAAUUUUUCUAAACUAUUCAUUAGGCUGUGCAAUGUAUAAACUUUUUCCCCUCGAUAUUUCCUAUACAACCAAACAUUAAUUUAGCAUCAAAAUACAUUUUAUUUAAUAAUAAUAAUAAUAAUAAAAAAAAUCUGUAUUUCAUAGAAUACACUACAUCUUGAUAAUUGAAUUAAAGAUUUACUAAAGCAGUAAAGCGUUACAUCUGGAAAUAUUUAAAAGAUACCUGAUAAAAAUAUGCUAAUUUAAAAAUAAUAAGUAUCUUCAUUGCACAUUUUAUUAUUUAGUUAUAGAGAUAUAAUUAUUGUUAUCAAAAGAUAAUCUCUGUCACAAAUAUUGAACAGCACGUAUCGGUAAGAUACGUGAGUAUUUAUAAAUACUAUAAAAUAUACAGUUUUAAAGAGCGGUCUUAAAAUUGAUAUUUUAUAUAUGUUCAAAUAUGUGAUUAUUAAUAUGAAAACUGUGUGCCUGUCUGCAAAGUGAGAACAGGGAAAAUUUAAUUCUUAUUUUGAAUUGUAUAAAUUUAAAUUAUAUUAUUAAAUUAGUAAUUUUCAGUUAGGCUGGUGCUUACUUAUUUUAAGCAAAAGUUGAAAAAUCAGUUUAUAAGGGACCUACAGAAUUCAGAUUUAAAGAAAAAAAAUCAGAAUUUAGUUUAUCAACGAGGAAUACUGCACAUGAGUUAAAAUCGUCUUUCUACCGUUUAUAUAUAUAUAUAUUUCUCUUUUUAAUAUAUACAAAGAUCACAUACAAUUUUAGCUUAGUUUACUGUUGAAAAGCGAUUAAUGAUGUUUAAGUACUACAAAUUGAUGAUAAGCAAAAUGAAGUCUGGCUUUAGGGUCAUUAUUGGUUAGAAAUAAUUGGAAUUUGAUUCUAGAAGCAUGUUUCUAAAAUGUUGUUUGCAUGAAUUUAUUGUAAUAUUGAUUUUUCAGUUUUGAUAUAUGUGUAAAUUUUUUUUUUUUUUUUUUUUAAUAAACGUCCUCUAUUUAAAAGCUAUUAUUUGCAGGAAAUUAUUUUUCAUUAUAUAUACUAAUUUAUAUUACACAUAAUCUAUCUACAUAAAAAUGACAUAUUAUGUUUCUAUAUGUCAUAAAAUUAAUAAUAAUGUGUGUAUGUAUGUAUGUGUAUAUAUAUAUAUGUGUGUGUGUAUGUAUAUAUAUAUCAUACUUUCAAAGUUAUAUUACAUAAAAAAUUUAUGAAGUUAUAUGAGAUAUAUAUAGAAAUUAAUAAAACUUUUGUAUAAAUCAAAUGAAUAGUACAAAGGUGUAUUACAUUAAUACGUUUUUAUCCUUUAAAAAAAGGGAAAAAAAAAGAAAAAAAAAAGAAAAAAAAAAGAAUGAAAAAUAUGACAAGCAACAUAAUUCAAUAUAGUGUAAGAGUCUAUAAAAAAAUAAAUCUAAUUUUUAGAAGGGUAUCCCUGAAGCCAGCAUCGUUCGGUUUUCGUUUACCCAAACACAACAAUCUUGUAAAUAUGUAAUGUUAAUUACUGUAGAUGUAUUAGUAACAAAUGAUUUUUGACAAUAAUAUAUAUAUAUACCAUUUGCAAGAUAUUGGGCCUAUAUGUUCACAUACAUAAGUAUUUUGUCUUUUUUUUUUAAAUAUUCCUUAUUAGUCAUUAGUACUUUAAAUUUAACACUGCUUUUUACAUUGUAUAAAUGUACAGUCGAAGAUACAAUUUUAUACUUCUGAAAGUAAAAUGCACGAUUAUCGUCAAUCUGCAAAACAAAAAAUUUAUAUUUUUCCUUAAUGCUUUUUUAUACAGUUUUAAAAAUUGCCUGUAACAUUGAAAUAUCAGAGCCCUAUGACAUUUAUAAUUUUGUUCUAAUCCUUGUAUUAUAUUGCAUGUUAGUAAUUUAUAAUAAAAAAAAAGAAAUAAAAAAAAAAAAAAAAAAAAAAAAAAAAAA